AUGUAUGACAUAAACAAGGUGGUGAGUGUGGAGGUGAGGAGCGCAGAGUUGGACGUGCUGAACAGCGAAGAGCUAAAGAAAAUUUCUAUGGGCAAGUACGAGAAUGAAUUGCUAGAAUAUGAGAGAACGCACUCCAGUGGGGUUACCUCCACAAUAUAUUUCGACCCCAAGUAUGGCACAGUAGAUUACAGGCAAAUCUGUAGCAUCUGUUUCGAGAAACACGAAAACUGUGUUGGACAUAUAGGGCAUUUGGAGUUUACCUUGCCUUUAUUUAACCCCCUUUUUUACAAAGAUUUGUGUGAUUUACUUGCAUUAGUUUGUUUCAACUGUUACCAUGUGUGUUGUUCUGAGGAUACCAUUUUUCUGUUAAAGCAUAUUUACCAGCUGAGGGCUCUGAACGAGAUAGAGAGCUCCAAUGGGAUCGUCUGCAAGAGGAACUACGAUAAGGAAUACGUCAUUGGGAAAAUUGAAAAGCUGUAUAGGAGGAUUUGCGAACAGGAGGGGCUCGGCUGCUCGGGGGAGGUGGACACAACUAACUGUGCCAAUAAUACAGACGGUCACAACUAUGACAAUGGAACAGACGGGAAGAACCACACCCAUUUAGACGACGCACCAAACAGCGCAGAGGAAGCUGAGGGAACACACCAGAAGGAGAACGAUAACCCAGUUAACUUCAAAAAGAUGAAGGAGAAAAUUAAAAAGUUCAAUUUCGACGCAACGAAGCUGGCCUUCCAGUCGAACUACAACUACGAGCAGUACUUACAGCUGAUCAAGACGCUCAAGGUACUAAUGAAAAGGAAUGAGCGGUGUCCUUCUUGCAAAUUUAGGAGAAACAUAUCAACGAGGAUGUCCCAGAAGAGGGACACAGUAAAUUUCGUGGGACUAUACCUGCAGAACUCAUUUCUGAAAAAGUAUAUGAAGGAAUGGAAGAAACGGGGGCAGGGGGAAGGCCCCCCCGUGGUUGGGGAGGAGGACCUGGAGGAGAUGGUGGAUCGGGAGGAGGACGGAGAGGGCAUCACUACAAAUGGUGAUGACUCUGCCAACGUUGGUCAUGACGCUCAUUACACGGUUGAUGCGGAUGAUGCAGGUGAUGCUUUUUCAGUCGUUGCUGAUGAAGGGACGCCCCCCAGGGAGAGCUUCCCCGAAAUGGUGCACAACUACAAGAAGCAGAACGUGAAGGAGAAGAGCACCGUGAGGCUGUUCAGUUUCCAACUGAUCGACCUACUAGAAAAAAUUUUCAAAAAAAACGACAGAGAAAUUAUGACUCUGUUGUAUCCAUUCACAAGGAGGGAUGGACACAAAGUGUUCUUCCUGCACGACAUGGGGAUCAGUGCAAACAGAUUCCGCGUGAAGAUGAGAGGAACACACAAAAAGACGAAAAUGAUUACCGUGUUGAAUAAGUUCAACGCGCUACUUACCUUAUGUAUUAGUGCCAAGAAGGAAAUCGACUUCGACGACCUUCUCGAAAAAAACAAGAGAGAGCUCCAAUUAUACAAAGAAAUGUUCUCUCUAUUCUCCAUCCGAGUGAAGUACAAGUUCAACACUGACAUAAUGGAUGACGAUACUGAGAUGACCAAAGUGGACUUCCUAAAGAGUUAUGAUCUGAUUUAUAGAAACAAAAGUGCAUAUAUUAACAUCCUUUUUAGUAACUUACAAGUGGCAGUGAACAGUUUUUGCGACGGCGCAUUUGCUGCACAUUUGCCAACUGGAAAACUGUCUAACCAGGGAUUGAGGGAAAUACUAGAUAAGAAGGAAGGACUUUUACGAAAAAACAUCAUGGGGAAGAGAGUGAACAACUGUGCUCGUACGGUCAUUUCGCCUGAUACGUUUAUAGAGACGAACCAGAUUGGGGUGCCACUUGAAUUUGCAAAAAAACUAACCAUGGAUGAGUGCAUUACUGAGAAUAAUUUAGAUUAUGUGAAGCGACUCAUUCUGAAUGGGCCCGAUAUCUACCCUGGUGCGUUAAGUUAUAGAGACGCCAGGGGAAAUGUUUUCAAACUCCCCAAUGAGUAUGAAAAGAGGGAAAAUUUUGUAAAGCAACUCGAAAAGAUGGACUUAAAAAAGCAAAGCGCAACGAUUGUAUUGCAUAGACAUGCCCGAGAUGGAGACAUCGUUAUUAUGAACAGACAACCAACCUUACAUAAAUUUUCAAUCAUGGCACAUUAUAUGAAAAUUUUCCAAAGGGAGAAAGUAUUCCGUCUGAAUUAUGUAAACUGUAGUUCUUACAAUGCAGACUUCGAUGGGGAUGAAAUGAACCUCCACUUGUUGCAGACACCACAUGCCAGAUCGGAGGCAACACACCUAAUGAAUAGUGAUUUUCUCUUUACCAGUUUUAAGGACGGUUCUCCUUUGAGAGGACUAGCACAGGACUUCAUCCUGGGAGGACUCCACUUGACUUCUCUAGAGACGUUCCUUAACUACGAUGAGUACUGCAACCUUCUGCAGUGUGCCCUAAACUGUUUGCUCUCCAAGAAGGACUGCUUCUUCUUUGAGAAGGGUCGUCCCACGCAGGGGGAAAACACCAACACGGAUAAAAACACCAAUAGGGGUGAAAACACCAAUUCGGGUGAUGACUCCCCUGGAAGGAAGAGGCAAUCUACGCAACCUAGGCAAACCACGUGGAAGAUACGAAAUCACAGUUAUCUGGACCCCUACGCUGUGGUGCUGAACAGAACCCACUUUACCAUCGUGACGGAGGAGCCAACCAUCCUCUUCCCACGUAAACUCUGGACAGGAAAGCAACUAAUAACGAGCAUACUAAAAACCAUAAUAGAUAAAGUUGCCAUAGAGACGUACAACCAAAGGAGGGAUAACGAAUUUAUGCAAAACUACAAAGGGAUCAACUACUACGCGAAAGCCAAGACAGAUCCAUCCCUGUGGUCCUUUGAUCCAAUAAACGAGUCGGAAGUAAUUAUAAAAAAUUCGGAGCUCCUCCAAGGAGUGUUAGAUAAACUCCAUUUCGGGGCAAGCUCCAACAGUUUCGUACAUCUAUGCUAUGAAUUGUUCGGUCCAAAGACGGCAGCAGUUAUUCUAGACUGUUUUGGACGGCUGUUCAUUAGCUUCUUACAAUUACGGGGCACAAGUCUGAGCCUUUAUGACUUUAUUUUAAAAAAAGACGCCAAAGAGGAAAAGCGUAAUAUACGGAAGAGGAUCUCCUUCACUGGCUUUUACCUCCAGAGCUUAUUUACGCACGCCAUAGGGAAGGCGCUUAAUGUAGACGUGCAUGAGAUGAAUGGAUACAGUAGGGCCAAGUUGAGUUCCUACAGAGAGAACAACGACCUGUUCGUAAACAACCUGUAUGAUCUGUAUAGACGUCGGAGUGACUUCAUCGGUGACUGCCAGGGGGAGAACACCCACCCCAUUGGUAAGAGGAGUAAGAGGAAUGAUCACUCGAAUCAGACAGGCCAACAGGAGGAGGAGGAGGAAAAGCUGCCUCCGUCGGAAGAACAGCUGGACAUAAAGGAAGAGGCGUACUUCGGUGCGUUGCUGAAUAAGGAAAUACAACACCUGUUGGAGGAACGCCCAGGGGAGGAGGAGACCCCCAAGUUGUUGACCUCCUCCCUCGUGCAGCGCAUGCUGGAAGGAAUGAUCACAACACGUUCAUAUGAAGCAGAUGAAGAGGAAGGAACAGGCCAAGCUGAAGUCCUAACGGAAGAAGUGCCUUGCAACCUUCGCAAGACCCUCGUGAGGAAGCUGUUCCAUUCGUUAAGCGAACCCCGCUUCAUGGAUAGACCUAACUUUGUUGGGGACAAGGCCACCAAGGUAAUAGAGAAGGUCAUUCGUUUUUUGAAAAGAGCCAAUUGUAGUAGGAGACUGAAGGUUUACAUCCUGUUUGAGCUAUUCCAAAGUAAAGGGGUGAUGAAGCACUUCCCCGCUUUGGCUAGCUGCGUGAACGACCUCUCUCACGAGGUGAGCAAUGAGGAAAUCCUGCACCACGUGCUGAGCAGCGUCAGUGAGGAUAGGGCAAAGGAGGAACCAGAACAGAGUGGAAACGCAACAGCUACGGAAGAGAUGCUAGGCCAGUUCUUGCGCCUAUUGGAGGACAUGGAGGACGGGUGCGGGUUUGAAGGGAACAGUGAAGAAGAUCAGGAAAACAGAGAACCCUACGAAGCUCCUCCCCCAUGCAUGAACGACCACGAUGAGCAGAUGAUUAGGGACUGCCUGAAAAAGAGCUUCCCAUCCUUUCUACUGAACGACGAGAUAGGAAAUCUGUCCUUUAACGGAAAGGACCACUACUACGAGGAUUACGUGAACCAAAAAGGAACGGAAGAAGACAUGAUCUUCCAGUUCUAUAACAUGAAGGAUGUAUUCAACAAGCUGGAAUUCCUCAUCCAGAGAUACUUCCUCCAGAUGAGAGGGGACUUCGACGGAUUAAUCGACUCCCUCUUCCAGCCGUAUCUAUGUCGAGUCUCCUCCAACACCAACAACCUAAUCUCCAUGGAAAAUUUAAUGAACAAAUUUUUAAACAACGGGUUCAGUAACAUGAUUUUUACCGGUGCCAAAGGGAGUAAAGUGAACUACGCUAUGAUCUGUGGGAUGUUAGAUCAGCAGUUCUUAGAUGGGAAGAGAGUUCCGAGGAUGAGGUCAGGAAAAACUUUGCCGAGCUUUCAUCGAUACGAUUAUGGUGCUAGAGCAUGUGGGUUAAUUACAGACUGUUUUUUGGAAGGACUCAGACCACAGGAAUAUUUUUUUCACUGCAUGUCUGGUAGGGAGGGACUUAUCGACACAGCUGUGAAGACGGCUAAGUCAGGCUACAUUCAGAGGUGCCUUAUUAAAUGCAUGGAGUCGGUUAUACUGCACUAUGACGGCACCGUUAGGAAUGAGGAUAAUGCAAUUAUUCAGUUUUUGUAUGGAGAGGAUGGUAUCGACCCGUCUAGGAUCAGUUACUUAGAUGCACCCAAGGACCUGAUUAGCAAUUACCAUGUCGCGUUUAGCAAGUAUCUCCUGCACGACGCGGUAGGGAAGAUGGAGAGAAAUGAGCGAUUAUUUAGAGGGAGGGAUGAAACAGAUCAUUGGGGUGAUGACCCUCUGGAGACGCAGUUCUCUCCCUACUCCUACAUGGGGGCCACAUCUGAGCGGUUCAGAGAGAAAUUGCAUCACACCAUUGCUAACGACCUAAACCUGGCCGAUUGUUACAACCUUCCAGAUAACUUUGACGCACAGUCUGCAUCCCUCCUGAAGUCUAUGUAUUUCAGAUCGCUCUGUGAUCCAGGUGAAUCAAUAGGUAUUUUGGUGGGCCAAUCGUUUGGAGAACCGGCCACGCAAAUGACUCUUAACACAUUCCACUUGGCUGGAACGGAGAACGUUACCAUGGGAAUACCCCGACUGAAGGAGAUUUUUUUGACAUCUAAGUUGACCUCCAAGCCGAUGAUAUAUGUGCCUAUUAAAAUGGACGAACGGGCCACUACCAACAGCGAUGCGAAUGCCAUGAAAAGUUACAUUAACGAAAUUGCAGAGAAAAUACUGAGUAGCUAUAAGAGCAUCUGUCUGAGUGACGUAAUUUACGGGGUAGGGGUGGAUCGGAAGUUGAUUCUGCGGGAAGCGGGGGCAAAGAACGCACAGAUACACAGUCUACAGGUGGUUACCAAUGGAGGGGAAGACCAACAUAUGGAAGGACAACAAUAUUCUUCCUCCACCGCAUGCGAAGGGGACGUGCAAGCGGCAAAAGUAAUGAACGCGUUACAGAACACACAACUAAGUUUCGACAUCCAGAAGGAGUGGAACUACGAGAUCGUGAUCCAAUUUGAGAAUCUACACCAUUUUUGCCAAAUAAAUACCCACCUAACUGUGCAGGGCAUUUUAAGCAAAGCAGUGAACUGUGUCCUAUACUCUGUGCUUAGUAAAAUUCAGGAGAGACUACUUACCUACAACAUGCGGCACGUACACGCCUUCAACCAUGAACACUACGAUGAGUUGUUUGAUUUCGUUUGCGCGAAGAUGCAGGAGGAGUUCAACUUUAACAUGCAGAAGUUUGAAUACAAAAAUGACGAGGAUAAAAUAAACGCAAAGUUGAAAUUCAUGGGUUCUGCAGUGGGGGGGUCCAAAAACGACAUGGAUGAGACGGUCGUGCGGGAUGAAAAUCACAUAGAUGAGGAAGACGCCUAUAACAAUGGAGCAGGGGGGGAUGGCUCCUUUGGGAAGAAUCCCAACGGGGAAGACACUCCUAGAAAUUAUGGUAACGAAGGGGAAGACGGGUUAAGUGACCACAUGGAUGGAAAAACUGUUGGUAUGGAAAAUGGUAAUGACGAUGGUGGGGAAAGCAACACGGAGGAUGAUGAGAAUGGUUCGCACGCUGGAGACAAAAACCGCAGCAACAGCAACAGCAGCGGCGGAUCGGAGGAGGAAGGCGAUGCAGAUGCAGGUUCGCAGUCUGAGGAGGAGAAAGACUACGAUGAGAGUGAGCGAAGUGAGGGGGACUUGGAGGAGGAAGAAGUUGUAACAGAGAGGGAGGAAGCCACUACCGAGGAGGAGGAGCAGCUUGAAGAAGACGACGAGGGGGAACACCCACCUGGUUGCAGGGGAAAAGCCAAGCGGAGAAGAAGCUCCGAUCAGGAGUCCCAACUAUCGGAAGGGUUUGACGUGUCUAGCGUUACGAAGAAUGACCCGUUGCUGAAGGGAAAGCGACAAUCCGUUGGGGUGACAGUUGCUCCUCCCAAACUGAAGACUAACGGGUCCCCCCUGUCGGAAAGGUCCACAUCGGCGGAGCGACUCGGGGAAGAAGUCUACACGGAGGAGAGUGCAAACCAGUCAGAUGGUCACCCUGGAGGAGGAAACUCCGACGGGGAAGUGGUAGCCAAUUGGGAUGAUGAAAAUGAAGCCAACCCAGAAGAUGAAGAAUGGGAAGAGAGAAUUGCUAAAGAGUUUGCAAACCUACCGUAUGAUUAUAAAAAUAAUGUGAAGCUAAAAAAUGAGAGUGAUGAAGAGGACGAUGAAAGAGUGGAAAGAGAAAAUGGCAACACAGAGAAUAUAAAAAGUGAAAAAAAAAAAUGGGUAAAAAAUAUAAUAGAGAAGCUCAAGUGCAGUUUGUUAUGCUUCGUGAAGAAUAUCAGCUUCUCCCCAAUCACGUGGAUUCUAAAGUUUGAGAUCGGGUGGGACAUAAACUUCUUCCCUCACGCCAUAGACUUCUUAAGUUACGUGCAGACAGAACUAGCGAAAGAAAUUCUUUUCAAGGUGAAGGAUCUAAACAACCCCAAGGUGCUCAAAGGGAAGGAUAUAACCCACACCGGUGCAGAAUAUGAGCUACAAAUUGAAGGGAAAAAUAUUUUCCAACUUUACAACAUAAAGGAUAAGUUUAUUGAUAAGACGAAGCUUUACUGCAACGACAUCUACACGAUUGUGAAGACCUAUGGAAUUGAGGCAGGGCGGCUUUGCAUCACGAAGGAGCUGAAGAAGGUCUUCGAGGCGUACGGAAUAAAGAUCGACUUUCGCCAUUUGUCCUUCAUUAGCGAUUUUAUGACCCACACGGGCGACCUGAAAUCGUUCAGCAGACACGGACUGGGGUCCUUCCGCAACGUCUUCCACAAGAUGAGCUUCGAGUGUGCCACCAACUUCCUCACGCAGGGCUGCGUGCACAACUCAGUCGACUACUUGUCGACCGCCUCCAGCAGUUUAUUCUUCGGAAAGCCAAUCAAGGUUGGAACGAACGUCUCUGACAUCGUGACGCACAUCGAGGGGUCCGAAUGA
Messenger RNA from Plasmodium coatneyi, 7683 nucleotides. Its product is annotated as DNA-directed RNA polymerase subunit. Gene Ontology annotation, biological process: DNA-templated transcription. The record is from RefSeq and is a predicted model, not a curated record. Lineage: Eukaryota; Apicomplexa; Aconoidasida; Haemosporida; Plasmodiidae. Gene Ontology annotation, cellular component: RNA polymerase I complex. Bases 1 to 7683 code for a protein of 2560 amino acids. The transcript has 3 exons. Gene Ontology annotation, molecular function: DNA binding; DNA-directed RNA polymerase activity.